This is a messenger RNA of Symbiodinium sp. CCMP2592, 1842 nucleotides long. Lineage: Eukaryota; Dinophyceae; Suessiales; Symbiodiniaceae. The record is from the annotation of a GenBank genome assembly.
AUGGCUGCUGGUGAAGGACAGCACAUAGAGGAGGUCAACAUCGAAACUUUGAAACAAUCUGCGGUGAAGCGCAUGUUGAACUACGUGACGCCCACCGCCUGGAAGAUGAUACAGCCGCAUGCUUCCCUCGUGGCAUCUGAGACGAAGUCCGCACUGACAGACGGCGAAAAGUCGGAACUGGACAACGUCGAGGAGAAAGACCGCACCAACAAGAUCAACGAGCUCAAGAAGAACAUGAAAGUGAUCAUGGCAAGCAUCGAUUACUUGGAACAGAAGACCAUGGCGACCAAGAAGUUGAAGCCGACGGGGUCUAAGUUCACGGUUAACUUGCUUUACAAAGACCAAAAAGGCCAAGUCAUCCUGACCGACACCAUGCCCCUGAACCUUGUUAAGGACAUGAUGAGCGCUGAGAUGACACACAUUGUUCUCGUGAUGAUGGCAUCACUUGUGACGUUCCGGUUGCGCCUGGACAUCUUGAGUGCGCAGCUGAAUGCCAAGGCCCUGGUACGUCUGCUGUGCCUCAGCACUGCCUACGUCCACGAAAGUGGAGAGGCUGUCUGCGACGCCUUCGACGAGCUCAAGCACUCGGAGAGGGUGGCUUUAACGAGGUGGCUGACUGCCGAUGGUAUCAAAGAGAGACCAGGAUACGUUCUGCGCGAAGCGCCGGAGCUGUUUCAGAAUGCCCAGGCCAACCCGGCGGUUGGGGUCCUGGAGGCUCUCAAGGCCCUCGUGCGCGUGCAGGAGAUGGUUCAGGCCGCCGACGCCUACUUGCUACCGAACUUCGCAGUUAGCGGACCAGUUAAGGCCUACGUGCAUCUUGGCGAGCUGGCGAUACUGGCGAGAGAGGCCAACAAAGGGCUGUGCAAUCACUUGACAUACAGCGGCCACAGCCGGCAUGCGUUACUGAAUGCCGGAUUUCAGUGUGCUGUCGAACCCGGCACCGGCAGCCGCCGCUUCGACACAGGUGCACAGGUCUUGUUGCCAGCCGUGAGGGCCCAAGGCCCUAGUGCACGAUGGGACUUUACUCCUGUUGUCGAUGAACCGCAGCAACCGUCUGCAGCCCUUCUCCAAGCUCUUGAAGAAUGUUUCUGCCAUGAUGCUAAACGUCUUGAGUCUUGGACUGCCUUGGUUGACUGUGUCAGGAGCCACUUCCAAAGCCAAUGCCUGCAAGUGUCCAGACUCCAAGCCACAGCGAAGCAGUGGUACACACAACUCCUGUGCACUCUUGAACAGGAUGAGGAUUGGGAUGUUCAGUGGACAGCUUGGCACCAGCGGUUGGCACGCCUUCUACUUGAAGUUGACUUCAUUGAAUGGCUUGGGGAUGGAGCUGGAACCCCAGAGCUCCUUGCUUCCACCUUUCGGGAUGCUGAAAUCCUUACCCCAUGGCUUGAGCUUGAGGGAGUCCACAUUCAAACUCUCCCGGCGCCCAGCACUGUAUCCAAGUGUUUUGCAUAUUCCAGCAACCCUCCUGUGUGGUUCCGACCCACUGACUGUGAAGUUGUGCAACUCCUUGACUUUGCUGCAUGGGGCUGCCUCCCAAGUACCGCUGGCCUUGUCUUCCUCUCCGGCCUCGGGCUGGAUGUUUCCUUCUCGCACCCACAUCCGAUAUCUUCAUUCAAGCAUCUUUCCGGCCCCCUUGAUAGACUUCGAGUGCUCUCCGACCUUAUCAGGGGCCUGUUUCACCUCUGGACGAAGGCUGUGCCUGCGUGCAUAGUUCUCCCUCGGAUCUCCUGUCCUACAGUUGAGGUCAUUCGCAAGCUUGCCCCGCACAGGACACAAGUGCAUUGUGCAGAAGUCCUUGCGAAUUUUGAGCCAGAGGCAUGUGUGUUGUUUCACUUUUAA